ACACAAUCCCCACGUCUGUCGUGGAGCAGAUGGAGGGCAUCGGGUGCAUGUUUAGUGUCCCCUUGUUCAAGCUAAUUCCCAGGCUGAGAGGUAUGGCGCAAACAAAGGUCAAGUACACUGUUUGGUGUAAAGCACAUACCAAGUAUGAGAGGAUUUACGUCAGAUAUGGCACCGUGCUACGCAUCGGCACAAUGCGGGACAUCAACAUCAUCCGGGAUGAGCUUACGACAAAGCUGGGCUCCUACAUAUCGCAAAACUACACAAUUACAAUAUGUUAAAGUGCACGCAAGGCGUAUACAGCUCAAAAUCCAGGCACAAGAUUCCUACACUAAACUCAAUUGUAGUUGUCAAGCUGUUGCAUGAUUUCGUUGCACCCUAGUUCCUGGUAUUUCGAUUGAUCGAGAGAGAGCAUCGACAGAAUCCAAAGUGGCUGCCUGCAUGAGCCAAAAUGUUGCCCCGAAAACAUGACAAUACCAGAAAAGUCUAUUGAUUUAGUAGCACAGGUUAUUGCUAAGAUUUGGGCAACAAUGCUUGCUAGGUGCAGAUGCGAGGAUCACCGUAUAGAGUUGCCUGUGCAUGCUACGUUAAAUGUGAAAGGCGUUUAUAAAUAUUACGACCAGCAUGGUAAAACUACAGCAUGGGGCGACGAAUUGGCGAAUAUAUCUACAAGUCCUCAUCAUGGCUUUUUAACAACAGCAUUCAACGACAACUCGACCUACUUUCUGCCGCAAUAUGAACAUCUCCACACAUACCAUUACCACAGCCGACAAUAGGGCGGCAUCACAAACGGCGAGGAUACUUGGUGGAGCAGCUACAAACUCUGGCAAGAAUCAGGAGCAGACGAGAAGAUGCGAAGUCGCGCGAACUGGUCGACGACGUUAACAUGAUUGCGUUCGCUCAGUCGCAGCGUUGGGUGGGCUGGUCUGUGGAUAUGAAGCAGGCAUGAAAUGAUAAUCACGUAAUGCUAUUGGACC
Dothidotthia symphoricarpi CBS 119687 is the source of this 974-nucleotide messenger RNA. RefSeq lists its product as uncharacterized. The coding region runs from base 465 to 773 and encodes 102 amino acids. NCBI's taxonomy places the organism in Eukaryota, Fungi, Ascomycota, Dothideomycetes, Pleosporales, Dothidotthiaceae. The transcript has 2 exons. The record is from RefSeq and is a predicted model, not a curated record.